Cajanus cajan (pigeon pea) is the source of this 825-nucleotide messenger RNA. The record is from RefSeq and is a predicted model, not a curated record. Lineage: Eukaryota; Viridiplantae; Streptophyta; Magnoliopsida; Fabales; Fabaceae.
GGAACGAAAAAACGUUUAUUAAUAUAAUAACCUGGCAAGCAAUGAAACGCUCUUUAUCUUCUCCUGGCUAUAUCUAACUGUCCCGAUUCACGGAUUGAAGGCAAAGCUCUUCUUUUGCUCAAAUCUGCAAAUUAGGUUUUCCCAAAGGGUUCAGUUUAUUGAAGUUUUACAGUUUCGUGGCUUUGAAACAAUUACAUGGGGACUUGUUUGACAAAGUUUAUGCAGGCUUCUAUUGAUGAUGAUUCUAAUCAUAAUAUGGAGUUUGCUUCUGGGAAUGUGCAACUUAUUACUACCAAAGAAUCUUGGGACCAAAAGUUGGAACAAGCAAAGAGGGACAGUAAAAUUGUUAUUGCAAAUUUCAGUGCAACAUGGUGUGGUCCUUGUAAGAUGAUUGCACCAUAUUAUAGCGAGUUGUCUGAGAAAUACCUCUCUAUUAUGUUCUUAUUAGUCGACGUGGAUGAACUAACUGACUUCAGCACUACGUGGGACAUCAAAGCCACGCCAACUUUCUUCUUUCUUAAAGAUGGAAUUGAGGUUGACAAACUUGUUGGAGCCAACAAGCCCGAACUACUGAAGAAGAUUGUUGCGAUUACUGAUGUAGUGCCUCAUAAUCAAUAGUGUAAUUGUUUUUUUAUAUCUAUUCAUGGAAGCUACGCUCUUCCUUUCUCUCUUCACGACUAGCGGCAGUGUGUAUUUUGCAUCUUUUUCUGUGACAUUGUCAUUUUUAAUGUAAAUAUAUGAUGUAUCAAAUGAAUGUCUUGUAUUCAAAAUUUCAACAUAACGUCACUGGUAUCUUUGAAAUAUAAAAGAAUUGUUUGUGCCUAA